AUGUCUAAAUUAUCGAGUCAAUGUCAAGAUGAAUUAUGUUUAAAAGAAGGCGAUCCGAAGUCAACACGUUUAUAUCUAUGUUCACAUCAUUGUUACAAAAUGUUAUGCCUUAAACAUUUAACUGAACAUGAUCAAUGUAUUAAAAACCGAACUCAAUAUCAAAACAAAUUAAAAGAUUUAUGGGACAUAUAUACUACAAAAUUUGAUGAAGAUAAAAUUGAAAAACAAAUUCAAAAUUUAAAAAUUGAACUUGAAAAUUAUCAGAAUUUAAAGAAAUGUAUUGAGAAUUUAUUAUCGAUUAAUCAUUUUCAUGGUUCAAUGGAAAAUAAUCAAAAAUUUGAAAUAGCUAUUGCAAAACUACAGAAAGUUAUUGAACAAAAAAAUCAAUCAGAAUCAACUUAUGAUAAUAUUGAUCCAAAAUCUAAAUCAAUAACAAAUGAUGAAGAAGAAAAACAACCGGUUAUCGAUUAUGGUAAAAUAUCAUGA
Molecule: messenger RNA, 486 nt
Organism: Rotaria sordida
Lineage: Eukaryota; Metazoa; Rotifera; Eurotatoria; Philodinida; Philodinidae
Source: the annotation of a GenBank genome assembly